UUUUGUGUAACAGGCACAUCGAUGAUAAAGAUAUGUGUGAAGAAUUCUUUAAGAAAAUGACAAGCAAAGUGCAUGAAGAAAGUAAUGAGCCAAAAGUUGAACCUGAAGUGGGAAAAUUAAGGGAGGAUUCUUUGGUUGAACUCAAAUCUAAUGCAGAUUUUAUGAAUACAUUAGGGAAUGUCUUACUUCAAUAUGACAAAGUUCCAGAAGCAACAAAACUACUUGAAAAAUGUAAAGAGGAAUCUCCCAAAGGUGAAGAGAAAAUAAUGACAUUAAAACUCCUGGAUGAUGCAUAUGAACAAGGUGGUGAAAAGACAAAGCAAAGAGAACUUAAUGAGGAGCACCCAGAAAUAAAACUGGUUCAGAAAUUCACCACUCAGCUUCAAGAAUUACAAGAAUUGCAGAACAAAGCAGAAGAACAGAUUGACAAGAAGGAGAAGGAGAAAAUGCAAGUUGAAGCUGACCUCUUAAAAGCACAACAAAAGAUUGGUGAAUUGGAAAUUAUGAUAAGAGAUCAAGCUGCCAAUAUUGAAAAGCAAGCUGACAACAUUGAAAAACUGAAGAAAGCAUCUGAAGAGGUCAGUCCAGCACAUUUGGACGCCAUAACAAGAUAUGUGAGGACCUUGAGCAGACAAUACAGUGAGAAAUAGAACACUAGAGGAUGGACUAUAACAUAAAUAAAUAGAUAUGUGAGGACCUUGAGCAGACAAUACAGUGAGAAAUAGAACACUAGAGGAUGGACUAUAACACAAGUAUAUAGGGAGAUAAAACCAUGUAUUAUUGUGCAAAACUUGAAUAACUGAGUUGAAACAAACAUUUGUUUGGAAACAGUAUUUCAGAGAAUCAUUGACCGCGUGUGAAAUCUAAAUAAGAACCUG
Molecule: messenger RNA, 878 nt
Organism: Owenia fusiformis
Lineage: Eukaryota; Metazoa; Annelida; Polychaeta; Sabellida; Oweniidae
Source: the annotation of a GenBank genome assembly